Molecule: messenger RNA, 1928 nt
Organism: Rhopilema esculentum
Lineage: Eukaryota; Metazoa; Cnidaria; Scyphozoa; Rhizostomeae; Rhizostomatidae
Source: RefSeq, a predicted model, not a curated record
AUGACGCAAAUACAGGUUGCUCUCGUGAUUGCAAGAAACGAAUUCUGCCCUCAUGCUUCUCAAUCUUGGAUUGGCAUCGCGGGGUUUUUAAGCAAUCUCCUCAUCGACUACGUUAUAUGGAAAUUUGAGCUGCACCGCAUUGUAGGGAACCUCUUUAUCCUGAGUUUAUCGAUAUCUGAUCUAAUUCAAGGCAUAUUGGUUUCGAUCAUUUUUGCUGUUGACCUUUUAUCUGGUGAUACGGCAAUCUUCCGAGGACAGACUUGGUGUAGGUUCGCUGCUGGGUCGUCAUUAAUAGCUAUACUGAGCACAGUGUAUAACAUUGUUUUGGUGACACUGGAUCGUGUGAUAGCAAUUUUCAUGCCCUUUAGGUACCAUGAAAUCAUGACGGAGAAGAAAAGCAAAAUAAUCAUUGUAUCCUUAUGGAUAUACAUGAUAAUCUGGUGUGCAUUGCCAUCGUUUGGCUGGGCACAGAAAACCAAAUGUUUGCGUCCAUUGAACAGUAUUUGUGACUGGGGUGUGACGCUAGAACCCACCUAUUUCCUAAUAACAGGCGUUUUAGUUGCUACAUCGGUUCUUUUGGUAGCCAUUCUACAGCUGGCUAUGCUUGCAGUGGCAGUACGGCAAAUGAAAGCCAUUCGAGCGCAAGGACACCCACACAUACAAUCAGUUGAAACCACCCAAGGCAAAGUAACAAGAAAAGUAUUCUUUAUCGUUCUUGCUUUUGCCGUUGCAUACUUGCCGUGGUUUUCCGUAGUUCUUCGCACAGUGAUUACUGGCUUAGGGGGGCAGCAAUACAUUUAUAUGUGCAACUGUUUAAUUUUUCUCAACUCGCUUCUCAACCCUUGGAUUUAUGCAGCAACAGACCGUACAAUCAGGAAGCGAAUCAAGCAAUGUGUUUAUAAUCUCGGACGGAGCAAAGUCGAGCCACUGGCACCUUUACAGUUUGGACAAGAGAACCAACCAAUGCGUUCAUCAAAUGCAACAAUAUUCUCAAUUGAGGAAAUCAAAACAAAACGACCAAGUGUGUGAAGAGCUAAGGAAAAAGACAGUUUGAUGGUAUUUCAGGAAGCCCUCAACUUGGCAAAAGAAGUGUGAAAAAUCGUCCUCUAGCAUGGUAACUAAAGUCUUGUGUACCAGAACAUCGCUGAUAGGCGUUGCAAUAGGAAAUCGUUUCUCCAGAUAUACACAAUAUCAGGGUGUUUACUAUACACAAUAUCUGGUGGAGGAGUGCAAAGAGGGUGCAGGAGUGCAGUACAAGGUUGCAAUAUAUCCUUCAGUUGUUUCUAAAUUUCCACAAAAUAGCAAAGCAAUUUUUCCAGAUAAUUAAUGCUUCUCGGUAUGAUUCCUUCGACAUGACUAACCCCGUAUAUAAUAUACCUAAUGACCACACUUAUACUACGAUGCAACUGAUAACAUUUGUUCAAGUUGAAAUUAUGUUUUAAGCUGUUUUUCAAUAGAGCUGUGUAUCUGUUAAACAGUGAGUUUUCUACAGAAUCGCCAUUUUCUGUUCUGCAGAUUUUUGUACAUCCUAUUAAUCGAGAUAUAACACGGCAUGUAACCAGUGGUGUAGUGCUAUCAAAAUAACAAGGGGGGCUCUUGCACAAAAUGGUGCGAAAAACAAUAGUAAAAGUAGUAAUAUGCCAACUUUCGACAUUAACAAAGGGGGCUAAGCCCCCUGAGCCCCCUAGCACUACACCCCCGCUUGUAACGGUUGCUUUUUGUUGUCGCCUAUCAUUGGAACAUGAGCAUUGGACAAGAAUAUAGAAAACGUUGCAACCUUAAACAAAAAGUAAAAAUAACACAGCAGCUUUCCGAAUUCGGUGGGUCAAUUUUAACCGAGAAAUUUGAUAAUUAUAACACCGAAUAACCAGAUAGUUGUAGCACUACCUUGGUAGAUAUUAUUGAAAAAUAUUUGCGUACUUGACAUC